UAUACGAGCCGCCUAUUGGUCAAGAUACCGCAAGUAAAUCUGAAGAGUUCCUGUAAGCAAUGCGCUCUUUUUUACCUGCAGUGGCUGAACAGUUAUUUAAAGACAUUCAGAAAAUAUAUGAAGAAAAGUCACAAAUACCUGAUGACCUAUUGAUUGCGCUUAAGUUUGUCUUUGGCUCUUGUGCGCUGCAGGCGCUGGACCUAGUGGACAAGCACUCGGUCACCUGUCUGUCCUCACCCAGUGGACGCAAAGUGUACCAGGUGACAGGCGGCUCGGGCCGGCUGUACACCUGCUUCACCUCCUGCCACUACUGCCCAUGUCCCGCCUUCGCUUACGCAGUGCUCCGCAGGAACGACGGCCUUCUGUGCAAGCACCUCCUGGGCGUCUACCUGAGCCAGGCGAUGGGGCUGACCCAGCAGGAGAGCGUCUCUGACAAGCACAUCACCACCGUAAUGGCUGGGGGGUCCGCCGCCUCCUGACCCACCACCCCCACCUGAACCCGCAUUCCAUUUCCAAAGCACUGGAACAAUCUGGAUACCCCCCCCCCCCCCCCCCCCACCCCCACCCCCCCCGCGAAGCCCCGUGUCCCUACCCCCGCAGCCCACCAUGUGAAUGAUCGGGACACGCACCGACGCACACACCUGGGUGACACCCAGGAGCAGGGCGCUAAUCUGAGGUUCCUGCUCGCUGAAGGACUCCAGAUGGGUUUUCUGGAACAGUUCCUCGUCGGGUUCUGGUUAAAUAAACAGCUGGGACGUUUGAUUUCACUGGGCUCCUGAGUCAGCUGCUCCUUGUGGAAAUAACAUGUUUUUCUUUUGUACUUGCUAAAGUACCUUGUUAAUGCACAACAAUUUCAAUGUAACCUUGUUUCUUUUUAUAUAUACAUGUACAUUUCCUUGACAAUAAAGAAUGCUGUGGAACAAUA
Molecule: messenger RNA, 925 nt
Organism: Gadus morhua (Atlantic cod)
Lineage: Eukaryota; Metazoa; Chordata; Actinopteri; Gadiformes; Gadidae
Gene: zswim7
Product: zinc finger, SWIM-type containing 7
Exons: 5
Coding region: 60-479 (139 amino acids)
Biological process (GO): double-strand break repair via homologous recombination
Cellular component (GO): Shu complex
Molecular function (GO): zinc ion binding
Source: RefSeq, a predicted model, not a curated record